AUGGCGGAUGAGGAUGAUCAAAUUGUUCCUGAGGACGAGGAGGUCAAUAGGGACGAGGAGGUCAAUAGGGACGAGGAGGUCAAUAGGGAUGAAGAGGUCAAUAGGGACGAGGAGGUCAAUGGGGACGAGGAGGUCAAUGGGGACGAGGAGGUCAAUGGGGACGAGGAGGUCAAUGGGGACGAGGAGAUCAAUGGGGACGAAGAGGUCAAUGGGGACGAAGAGGUCAGUGGGGACGAGGAGGUCAAUGGGGAAGUUUCCGAGGAUCUGGACAGGCAGCAGAUGACAAAUCACAGUGUACGUAUUUACUCACGACCGUGGUGGUUUCUGAUAGAGGAAUUGGGCAGACCUUUGGUAUUUCACCUGAAUGCGUGGAUGGAGUCAUUUUUAUUUGGCAUGUCCUCCAAGAUCCUACAUGGCAUGCAGUGGUUAAGCCAAACUCUUGUGUUAGUGAACAAAGUUGAAAAUGGAAGGCUCAUAGAAAUUACUAUCUUUGGAGAACGACGUGCACAGUAUGUCGUAAUGAACGUCUUCCUCGACAUGGCAGAGUUGUGCCAGCAACGUGUGGAGCGAAUUACAAGAAUGAUACUACUUGAGGAGUUUUUGAAGACCAAUGGAUCUGGUCUCAAUACCGAACAGAUGGAGAGGCUUCAUCUGGACUAUUUAAGUGGCUUCUGCUACUCAAGAGGAGAAAGUCUAAAUCUCUGAAAAAUGUUGUCCCCUUUAUUUUGGUGGGUCGUGAUUUAAUCAGUAUUUUGAUGCAAAUGUUUGCAGUACCAUUG
This is a messenger RNA of Erinaceus europaeus (western European hedgehog), 779 nucleotides long. It is a transcript of the gene OOEP, whose product is annotated as oocyte expressed protein. The record is from RefSeq and is a predicted model, not a curated record. Bases 1 to 705 code for a protein of 234 amino acids. Gene Ontology annotation, biological process: establishment or maintenance of apical/basal cell polarity; embryonic pattern specification. Gene Ontology annotation, molecular function: RNA binding. The transcript has 3 exons. Gene Ontology annotation, cellular component: apical cortex; protein-containing complex. Lineage: Eukaryota; Metazoa; Chordata; Mammalia; Eulipotyphla; Erinaceidae.